Molecule: messenger RNA, 5139 nt
Organism: Mycena indigotica
Lineage: Eukaryota; Fungi; Basidiomycota; Agaricomycetes; Agaricales; Mycenaceae
Product: Clathrin heavy chain
Exons: 24
Coding region: 1-5139 (1712 amino acids)
Biological process (GO): Golgi to endosome transport; receptor-mediated endocytosis; intracellular protein transport
Cellular component (GO): clathrin coat of coated pit; clathrin coat of trans-Golgi network vesicle; clathrin complex
Molecular function (GO): clathrin light chain binding; structural molecule activity
Source: RefSeq, a predicted model, not a curated record
AUGUAUCAUCAUCAAUUUCGAGCCUCCAAGUCACACACUUCUUCCCGGCCCUUCAUAUACCUUCGUCCCCAAACUCCAACGGUCUUUCCAGCAUCGUCUCACCUUCUCCCAGCCAUGGAGCCCCCGAAGCCCAUCGCGUUUUGUGAACACCUCCAAUUGUCCAGUGUUGGCGUUCAGCCAGCCUCCAUCUCGUUCCAGACACUCACGCUAGAGUCCGACCAUUUUAUUUGUGUUCGUGAAAAGGUUGGCGAGCAAAACCAGGUCGUCAUCAUCGACCUGGCCGACGCCAAUAAUGUUCUACGGCGACCCAUCUCCGCCGAUUCCGCCAUUAUGCAUCCCUCCCAGAAAAUUCUGGCUCUGAAAGCCGGUCGAACUCUGCAAAUAUUCAACAUUGACACGAAGCAGAAGGUCAAAUCCCACGUGAACGAUGCAGACGUCGUCUUCUGGAAGUGGGUUUCGGACACCACCAUUGGCAUGGUCACCGAGUCAUCCGUUUUCCACUGGACUAUUGCAGACCAGACUUCUCCACCGCAGAAGAUAUUCGAUCGUCACCCAACCCUCAAUGGCGCUCAAAUCAUAAAUUAUCGAAUAACUCCAGAUGAGAAGUGGCUGGUUCUAAUUGGCAUUUCGGGCAACACGACCAACCCGUCCGCGUUCAAAGUCAAAGGCUCUAUGCAGCUGUAUAGUAGGGAACGCGGAGUCAGUCAGCCGAUAGAGGGGCAUGCUGCUGCCUUUGCCCAGCUCAAGAUUGAUGGUCACCAAAAUCCUACGAAACUCUUCACCUUCUCCGUCCGCACCGCCACUGGAGCCAAGCUUCAUGUCGUCGAAAUAGAUCACACCGCGCCUGAUCCCGCCUUCGUCAAGAAAGCAGUCGACGUCUACUUUCCUCCGGAGGCGACCAAUGAUUUCCCUGUUGCGAUGCAGGUCUCGAAGAAACACGGAAUUAUCUACCUGGUCACCAAGUACGGCUUCAUCCACCUUUAUGAUCUCGAGUCCGGCGCCUGCGUCUAUAUGAACCGCAUCUCUGGCGAAACAAUAUUCGUCACCUCGGAGCAUGAGGCUACUAACGGAAUUAUCGGAGUCAACAAGAAGGGUCAAGUUCUCAGCGUGAAUGUGGAUGAGCAAACCAUCAUUCCUUACAUACUAAGCGUCCUCAACAACACCGAGUUGGCUUUCAAGUUAUCGAGCCGCGCCAAUCUCCCAGGCGCGGACGAUCUGUAUGUUCAGCAGUACAAUCAACUCUUCCAAAGCGGGCAGUACUCUGAGGCCGCCAAGAUUGCCGCCAACUCGCCUCGAGGUAUAUUGCGAACCGUACAGGUGAUCGAAGCCUUCAAGGCUGCUCCUGCCCAACCCGGCGGCCUCUCUCCGAUCCUCCAGUACUUCGGAAUCCUACUUGAGAAAGGUGAACUUAAUCACCUCGAAUCCCUGGAGUUAGCGCGACCUGUUCUCCAACAAGGUCGGAAACAGUUGCUUGAGAAAUGGCUUAAGGAAAACAAGCUUACAUGCAGCGAAGAGUUGGGCGACAUAGUCCGCCUUCAUGACAUGACGCUCGCGCUGAGCGUUUAUUUGCGAGCAAACGUUCCGAAUAAGGUCAUUGCGUGUUUUGCAGAGACUGGUCAAACCGACAAGAUUGUCCUCUAUUCGAAGAAGGUCGGGCAUACCCCCGAUUAUUUCUCCCUGUUGCAGCACGUCAUGCGCACCAAUGCGGAAAAAGGAGCCGAGUUUGCCGCUCAGCUGGUUAACGAUGAAAGCGGGCCCCUUGUUGACAUUGAACGGGUCGUCGAUGUCUUCAUGUCUCAGAACAUGAUCCAGCCAGCGACUUCAUUCCUCUUGGAUGCUCUGAAGGACAACAAACCUGAACAAGGCCACCUACAGACGCGCCUCCUCGAAAUGAAUCUGGUUCACGCCCCGCAAGUCGCAGAUGCAAUCCUAGGCAAUGAGAUGUUCACCCACUACGACCGUCCGCGUAUUGCCAAUCUUUGUGAGAAGGCUGGUCUGCUCCAACGGGCUCUCGAGCACUACCAAGAUCUAGCCGACAUCAAACGGGCCAUCGUCCAUACCGCGGCGCUCCAACCUGAGUGGCUUGUCAAUUACUUCAGCAAUCUCACCACAGAACAGUCGAUGGCUUGUUUACAGGAAAUGCUCAAAGUCAACAUCCGACAGAAUCUCCAAGUUGUUAUCCAGAUUGCCACUAAGUACUCUGACAUUCUGGGCCCCGUCAAAUUAAUCGAGAUGUUUGAGAGUUUUAAGAGUUUUGAAGGGCUUUAUUACUACCUUGGCUCUGUCGUCAACGUCAGCCAAGAUCCCGAAGUUCACUUUAAGUACAUCCAGGCUGCCACUCGCACUGGACAGAUACGCGAAGUUGAACGCAUCUGCCGGGAGAGCAACUACUACAAUCCAGAGAAAGUCAAGAAUUUCCUCAAGGAGGCGAAACUCUCCGAUCAGCUCCCUCUCAUUAUCGUCUGCGACCGUUUCGACUUCGUACAUGACCUUGUUCUGUACCUCUAUCAGAAUGGACUGACCAAGUUCAUCGAAGUUUACGUUCAGCGCGUCAACUCGGUGCGCACUCCGCAGGUGGUGGGGGGUCUCCUUGACGUCGACUGCGAUGAGGCGACCAUCAAGAGCCUGCUCGCGUCCGUAACCGGCAAUUUCCCCAUCGACGAGCUCGUGAAUGAAGUCGAGCAGCGAAACAGAUUGAAACUCAUCCUUCCCUGGCUUGAGGCCCGUGUUCAAGCUGGGAGCCAGGACACCGCCGUUUUCAAUGCCAUCGCGAAAAUUUAUAUCGACAGCAACAACAAUCCUGAAGCAUUCCUCAAGGACAACAAUCUGUAUGAUCCCAUGGUGGUUGGCAAAUUUUGCGAGAAGCGCGACCCGUACCUCGCCUAUAUUGCUUAUGCCAAAGGCUUUUGCGAUGACGAGCUCAUUGCGAUUACCAACGAGAACUCAAUGUUCAAGCAGCAAGCGCGAUACCUCAUCAAGCGUCGUCAGCCUGAUUUGUGGGCUCAAGUUCUCUCUGGUGAAAACAUCCAUCGCCGUCAACUCAUCGACCAGAUCGUUGCAACUGCGCUUCCCGAGUGCACAGACCCUGACGAUGUGUCGAUCACCGUCAAGGCGUUCAUACAGGCAGAUCUGCCGAUGGAGCUUAUCGAACUCCUUGAAAAAAUCAUCAUCGAGCCUUCACCAUUCAGCGACAACCGCAACUUGCAGAACCUCUUACUGCUUACUGCAAUUCGGGCGGACAAGGGCAAGGUCGUCGGGUACAUCACCAAACUUCAAAACUACGACUCCAACGAAAUUGCCAAGAUUGCCACAGAGCAUGGACUAUUCGAAGAGGCCCUGACCAUCUACAAGAAGUACGAACAACAUGCACUGGCCAUCAACGUCCUUGUCGAGCACAUCGUUUCCAUCGACCGUGGUUUGGAUUUCGCGAACAAAGUCAACAAGCCCGAAGUUUGGAGCCGACUCGCCAAGGCUCAACUUGACGGCCUGCGUAUCAAAGACUCCAUAGAUUCGUACAUCAAGGCGGAAGAUCCCACCAACUUUAUGGAGAUGAUCGAGAUUUCAACACGGGCUGGCAAGCAAGACGAUCUGGUUCGCUACCUCCAGAUGGCACGAAAGACCCUCCGAGAACCCAAGAUCGACACCGAGUUGGCGUAUGCCUAUGCGAAGACUGACAGAUUGCAUGACAUGGAGGACUUUUUGGGAAUGACGAACGUUGCGGACAUACUCGAGGUCGGGGAGAAAUGCUUCAACGACGAGCUCUAUCAGGCAGCAAAACUUCUCUUCGCAAGCAUUUCGAACUGGGCUCGUCUCGCCACCACUCUAAUCUAUCUUGGAGAAAACCAAGCUGCCGUCGACAGCGCGAGGAAAGCUGGCAAUACUCAGGUCUGGAAACAGGUCCAUGCCGCGUGCAUCGAGAAGAACGAAUUUACUUUGGCCGAAAUCUGUGGCUUAAACAUCAUUGUUCAUGCGGAGGAGCUCUCUGCUCUCGUCAAGAUCUACGAGAGAAGAGGUCAUUUCGAGCAUGUGAUCGCGUUACUCAAAGCUGGCUUGGGGCUCGAGCGCGCUCAUAUGGGCAUAUUCACGGAAAUGGCUAUUCUUUUGAGCAAAUAUCAACCUGCUAAAUUGAUGGAACAUCUGAAGGUCUAUGUUUCUCGGAUCAACAUUCCUAAGGUCUUGAAAGCCGUCGAAAAAGCGCACCUCUGGCCAGAACUUGUCUUCCUAUACAUCAAAUACGACGAAUUCGACAAUGCCGCCGUUGCGAUGAUUGAACGUUCUGCAGAUGCGUGGGAGCACAACCAGUUCAAGGAUGUCAUUGUCCGGGUGGCCAAUGUCGAAAUAUAUUAUCGCGCGUUGUCCUUUUACCUGGAGGAACAACCAACAUUACUGACCGACCUCCUCACCGUCCUUAUUCCUCGCAUCAACCACUCGCGGGUCGUAAGGAUGUUCAAAAAGCAAGAUCACUUGCCUCUUAUCCGAAACUAUCUCAUUGCGGUACAAAACCUCAACAUUGAGGAUGUCAACGACGCCUACAACGACUUGUUGAUCGAAGAGGAGGACUACAAAACUUUGAGGGAUUCCAUCGACAACUUCGACAACUUCAAUACGAUUGCCUUGGCCAAGCGUCUCGAGGGCUCACCACUGCUUGAGUUCCGUCGACUUGCUGCACAUCUAUAUAAGAAAAACUCGCGAUGGGACCAGUCUAUAGCUCUGUCCAAGAACGACCGACUUUUCAAAGACGCAAUGAUCACUGCAGCAGUUUCCGGAUUGACAGAGGUUGCCGAGGAAUUAAUGUCGUACUUUGUCGACAUCGGAAACAAGGAGUGCUUCUCAGCCUUGCUGUACAUUUGCUUUGACUUGCUUCGGUCGGACGUGGUUGAAGAACUAUCAUGGCAACAUGGACUGAAUGACUUCUACAUGCCCUACAAAAUUCAGGUUCAACGCGCGUUGGUGACAAAGCUGGCACAGCUUGAGAAGGAAAUCCAAGAACGGUCCAAGAAGGAGGUGCAGAAGGAGCAAGAGGAGUCCCAAGCCCCCAUCAUCAACCCUGGGCUCAUGAUCACAAAUGGACCAACUGGUGGGUUCGCUGCUCCUGUUCAGCUGAACGGGAUGAUGCCUCAAAUGACCGGGUUUUACUGA